This is a messenger RNA of Drosophila persimilis, 1830 nucleotides long. RefSeq lists its product as uncharacterized. NCBI's taxonomy places the organism in Eukaryota, Metazoa, Arthropoda, Insecta, Diptera, Drosophilidae. The record is from RefSeq and is a predicted model, not a curated record. The coding region runs from base 1 to 1830 and encodes 609 amino acids. The transcript has 2 exons.
AUGUAUUGUCCGUGUCUGAUGCUUUCCUGCUUUUGUCUGAUUUGCUUGGGGGCGAGUGGCUCAAAGGUUGUGCAAUUGCUGGACAGGAUACGGCAGGAGUCUCACUUUGAAUACCUGCUGCUGAUGAAGAACAGGAAUGCCACUGUGCCGGAUCAGGCUUGGAAUGGCAGCACACUGGCAAUGGAGCUCAUGGAUGAACUGAGGGUCCCUGUGCUGCAGCUGGAUGAGAAUGUUAUCUACUUUCUCCACAAUGGCAUCCACAGUCGACUGGUGACUGUGGUAUACUUGAGCAGUGGCAAGCUGGAGGAGCACGAUGGUUUGCUUAAGGCGUUGGUGGCCAAUCUCAAACACAUGACCACAUCGAGAGUCAUAUUUCUGAUGGAAACGGAACCGGCAAGUGAAGGACUACUCUUUGAUAUAUUUGCGCAUUGCUGGAAAAUGACGGUACUGAAUGUCCUGGUCUUAUUUGCGGAUCACGAGAAAACUCACACUUUCUACCGCUACUCGCCUUUUCCCCAUCUUCACAUAGAGGAGGGAACCUAUGACUCUCCACUGACAAUUUUUCCGAAUCGACUCCGGAACUUCCUUGGAUAUCGGAUGCCCACGAUUAUUGGGGGCACCUCGCCACGCGUUAUAGCCUAUUACAAGCGGGGCAAAGUGGUGUACGAGGGUACUGUUGGCCACUUCAUGGACGUCUUUCAGCGGAAAUACAAUUUCAGCUUCGUCCAGCCGCUUCUGCCGUCGAACCCGACUGUCUUUGCCCCAUCCAUGCAGACGGUGGCCGCUGUGCGCAACCACACCGUGGAGGUGGCCAUGUCGCUUACCUUUCCCACCAUACCGCCCUUCGGCUUCACGUACCCGUACGAGCAGAUGAACUGGUGCCUUAUGCUGCCCGUCGAGGCAGACGUCUCCACGCCGGAGUACUACACAAGAGUGUUCGAUCUGCAGGCCUUCCUGGUGACCCUGUUUACGCUGGUGGGGAUAUCCUUUCUGCUGGCCAUGACUCUGUGGCUCCAUGGGUAUCGGGUGGCUCCGUAUGACUUCCUCCUGCACGAAAGCUGUCUACGCGGAGUGCUGGGGCAGUCUUUCGUUGAGGUAAAUCGAGCUCCCACUCUUGUUCGUGGCAUCUAUCUGGAGAUCUGCGUGCUGGGUAUUCUCAUCACGUCCUGGUACAACUCCUACUUCUCCUCCUACCUGACCACGGCGCCAAAGGAGAUGCCAUAUCGCAGCUACGAUGACUUAUAUGCCUCCCGCUUGAAGGUGGUGGCCUGGAAGCCGGAAUAUGAGGAGCUGAUUGGGCGGCUCGCAGAGCUUCGGAAGUACGAGUCCAUGUUCAUGGUAGUGCCAGAAUUCAGUCGCUACAUAAGUCUGCGCGACUCCUUCAACACCAGGUACGGCUACAUGAUGCACACCACCAAGUGGAUGGUCGUCACCGAGCAGCAGAAGGUCUUCUCGAAGCCCCUGUUCCGGAUGCGUGAGGAUUUCUGCUUCUUCAAUAACAUACCGUUCGGUUUUCCCAUCAACGAGAACUCUGUGUUCCUGGAACCGAUUCUCACGCUCAUCAUGGAACUCGCCGCAACGGGCCUCACUUUGCAUUGGAUGCAGACCGCCUUCUCGGAGCUGAUCGAGGCAGGGGAACUGCACUUCCUCGACCUGAGUCCCCACAGAGAGUUCCGGGCCAUGCAGUUAAUAGAUCUGCAGUAUGUCUGGUAUGGUUUCGCCUUCAUGUCGGCGCUCUCCUCAAUCGUCUGGCUACUGGAGGUGGUCCGGCAUAGACUACGCAGACGAGGCGAGGCGCGGCGCGGCGCGGCGCGGCGGCUAGUUAAAUGA